GCUACCCUCAUCCUAGAACAUUUUGUUUGCAAUGGAGAAAAGAGAGUGUGAGUUUGAAAAUUUGGAGUAUCAAAGGGGAUUUGGCAAUCACUUUCGAAGCGAGGCUCUGCAAGGUGCUCUACCAAAUGGACAGAACAGCCCUCUCCACUGCCCAUAUGGUUUGUAUGCCGAACAACUUUCGGGAACGGCCUUCACUACUCCAAGGAAACAGAAUUUCAGAAGCUGGCUGUAUCGGAUCAAGCCAUCUGUUGGACACGAACCAUUCCAGCUUUAUUCUUCUCCAUCUCUGAACUUCGCUGGCGUUAUUGAUAAGGAUCGUUUCCUCACAACGCCAACGCAGUUGCGGUGGAAGCCUCUGGAGUGUCCAGAACAUCCAAGAGACUUUGUUCAUGGCCUCUUUACAGUGUGUGGAGCCGGAAGCCCCUUUCUUCGACACGGUUACAUGAUCCAUAUCUACGUGGCAAACAAAUCCAUGGAAGACUGUGCGUUGGCUAACGCUGACGGGGACUUUUUGAUUGUUCCACAGCAAGGACGUCUUUGGAUUAAAACUGAAUUCGGGAAACUGCAAGUUUGCCCUGGUGAAAUCGUUGUUCUUCAGCUAGGAAUGCGUUUUGCUAUCGAACUACCAGACGCAACCUCUCGUGGCUACAUUCUAGAGGUUUUCAGCGGGCAUUUUCAGCUUCCGGACCUUGGCCUUAUUGGUGCUAAUGGUCUUGCUGAAGUCGGAGAGUUUGAAACUCCUGUAGCGUGGUUUGAGAAUAAGCACUGCGAGGCUGGUUUCACCAUUUUCCACAAAUUUGGAGGCCAGAUGUUUUCAGCAAAACAAGAACAUUCCCCGUUUAAUGUCGUAGCUUGGCACGGCAACUAUGCACCAUACAAGUAUGACCUCAGGAAAUUUUGUCCAGUUAACACGGUGUUGUUUGAUCACGCGGACCCGUCUAUAAACACAGUUCUCACAGUCCCUUCGGAGAAGCCCGGCAUGGCGGUGGUCGACUUUGUGGUAUUUCCACCUCGAUGGUCAGUGGCGGAGCACACAUUCCGACCGCCAUACUUCCACAGAAACUGCAUGAGCGAGUUCAUGGGGCUUAUCUCCGGCUCUUACGAGGCCAAGGCGGGCGGAUUCCUUCCGGGAGGUGCGAGCUUGCAUUGCUGCAUGACACCCCAUGGCGUGGAUGCUACAACUUACGAGAGCACGAUCAGCGCAACAUCACAGGAACCUGUCAAGGUGUCGACCAACGCUCUAGCUUUCAUGUUUGAAUCGUCGCUCACUCCCCAAGUAGCGAUCUCGGCGUAUAACUCACAGCAGCGAGACGCUGAGUAUCACCAGUGCUGGAGUGGCCUGAACUCUCAUUUUGCGCUUGAAAGCUAGCCAAAUCGCGACCGUUAGAUCGGACGGAUCACAGCCCGCCACAUGGCUCGGAAAAUCGCUACCGUCAAUAUCACAUGGCUUGAUCCA
Molecule: messenger RNA, 1456 nt
Organism: Selaginella moellendorffii
Lineage: Eukaryota; Viridiplantae; Streptophyta; Lycopodiopsida; Selaginellales; Selaginellaceae
Product: homogentisate 1,2-dioxygenase
Exons: 9
Coding region: 32-1369 (445 amino acids)
Biological process (GO): L-phenylalanine catabolic process
Cellular component (GO): cytoplasm
Molecular function (GO): homogentisate 1,2-dioxygenase activity
Source: RefSeq, a predicted model, not a curated record